AUGGACACAGUCUUCAGAGGAGACAUUGGUAAAACAGUCGAGGUCUACAUGGAUGGCCUCGUCAUCAUGAGUCAUGAGGAAGAAACAAUGUUGGCAAACAUUCAACGCACAUUCGACUCAUUGCGCAGUGUAAACUUAAAGCUUAACCCAACGAAAUGUUCCUUCGGGAUGGAAGAAGGGAAAUUUCAAGGUUUCAUAGUCACACAAGAUGGGUUUAAAGUAAAUCCAGAAAAAGUGCAGGCCAUACAGCUAAUGCCAUCACCUGCAACAAUAAAAGAAAUGCAAAGACUCGCCGGACGCUUAGCAGCCUUGAAUAGAAUCUUGGCAAAUCAUGCGGCAAAAUCUUACCCAUUCAUCAGUACACUACGAAACUGCGCCAAGAAAACCCACUUCCAAUGGACACCAGAAGCAGAAGCAGCCUUCAAACAAAUGAAGGAAUGUCUAAUUCAGUUGCCAACACUAACAGCACCACGAGAAAAAGAACCACUGAUCUUAUAUUUAUCUACUGCGGAAGUAGCGGUUGGUGCAGUAUUAAUGGUGGAGAGAGAAAACGUUCAGACUCCAAUUUACUAUAUAAGCAAGAUGCUCACCGGACCAGAAACCCGCUACUCAAUGAUAGAAAAGCUGGUCCUAGCAUUAGUACAUGCAUCAAGGCGCUUACAUCGGUAUUUCUCGGGACACGUCAUAACAGUUCUCACCAAUUACCAUUUAGGUCAAAUCUUAUCCAAACCCGACGUAGCGGGAAGAUUGGCUAAAUGGGCUAUCGAGCUGGGAGGAUACAAUAUCCUGUACAGACUAAGACCAGCAAUCAAAGGGCAAGUUUUAGAGGACUUUGCCACAGAAGUUCCCAACGACAAAGUUCAAGAGUGCGAAGCAAUCCAGAACCCUAUUCCUGUUUUCGACGAUAGAGUCUGGACUCUACACACAGAUGGAGCUUCCAAUGACGACGGAGCAGGUGCAGGUUUUCGAUUAGUCAGUCCCGAUGAUCACGAACUUACCUAUGCCAUACGCCUUGAUUUCCGAAGCACAAACAAUGAAGCAGAGUAUGAAGCGUUCUUAGCAGGUAUCCGCUUAGCGCUUAAAAUGGGGGUAAGAAACCUUGAAGCUAACGUCGAUUCAAAACUAGUGGCCGAGCAGGUUAACGGGCACUAUGAUGCAAAAGGAGAAGCCAUGGCUUUAUACCUUGAACAAGCGCGGAUGUUAAUCAGCCAAUUUCAGACGUUCAAGGUUAACCAUAUAAACAGAAGCGAAAAUAAGCACGCAGAUGCACUAAGCAAAUUGGCAGCCACCAGCUUCAAGCACUUAGCAAAAGAAGUGCGCAUCGAGGUAUUAUCCAAUCCUUCUGUUCAUCUUAAACAAGUGAACGUUAUAGAAAUCAGGAAUCCGUCCUGGAUGUCUCCGAUCAUUUUAUACCUGCAACAUGGGAAACUCCCAGAAGGAAAGGCAGAAGCUCGAAAACUCCAACACAAGGCAAUAAACUAUGAAAUGGCGGAUGGCGUUCUGUACCGGAAGUCAUUUAUGGGACCAUUGCUACGUUGUGUCGGCAAAACAGAUGCGCAAUACUUGGUCCGAGAAAUCCAUGAGGGAUUAUGUGGAAUACACGCAGGGCCGCGCAUGGUUGUGGCAAAAAUAAUGAGCGCAGGAUACUAUUGGUCGGGAAUGCACGUGGACGCAGUAGAAUUAUUACGGAGAUGUACAGCUUGUCAAUGCCACGCGCCAAAAACUCUUCGACCAAAAAAUCCACUCGUACCGGUCACUUCCGCCUGGCCUUUCCAACAAUGGGGCAUCGAUCUCGUUGGCCCAUUUCCUGACGCGCCAGGCGCAGUAAAAUUCAUCAUUGUAGCAGUCGACUAUUUCACAAAAUGA
Messenger RNA from Helianthus annuus (common sunflower), 1866 nucleotides. RefSeq lists its product as uncharacterized. Bases 1 to 1866 code for a protein of 621 amino acids. The transcript has a single exon. The record is from RefSeq and is a predicted model, not a curated record. Lineage: Eukaryota; Viridiplantae; Streptophyta; Magnoliopsida; Asterales; Asteraceae. Gene Ontology annotation, molecular function: nucleic acid binding; RNA-DNA hybrid ribonuclease activity.